AUGUCCGGAAACCACAACGUCGGUAAUCGCAACAGCACUCCCGAGGCAAACACAACGUCCUCGUUGCGUCCUCCUUCUUCCAGAGCUGUUGGCUCUGGACAUUCUUUGCGCGCCUCCGCGGAUAUGGCAGCCCUCGCUGGUCCUCCCUCGGCCAAUCGAAUCCGCCCAUCUUCCGAUUUUUAUGGACAAAGCCAACAGGCUCAGGGGCAAGGCAACUCGGACUCCGACCCCCAGGACAAGAUUGCGCAGCAGUGGAUUGCCGAUAUCGACCAGUAUGAGACCACUCUCGAGGAAAUGGCCGCAGCUACUCUCGAUCAGGAUUUCAAGGAUGAGCUGAGUGCCAUCGAACAAUGGUUUCGGGUUCUGAGCGAAGCUGAGCGUACUGCUGCCCUGUAUGCUCUGCUUCAACAGACUACCCAAGUCCAAAUCCGCUUCUUCAUCCAGGUGUUGCAGCAGAUGGGUAAGAAUCAUCCCAUGUCUGGUGUCUUGUCUCCAGCCAAUUUUGAUAAGGACCCAAUGUCGAAUCGGCUCAGCGACGCUAUGAGCAAGCUCAAUGUGGACUCGACUCGUAACUCGUACGCUCGCAACUCGACCAUUAGCACCACGAAGCGUCACUCCGGCCUCGACCCAUCUACGAUCAAUGCCAUGUUUCCAGAUGCCGCCGCCGCAAUCGCCACUGAAAAGGCCAAAUUCACCCAACAAACUGGAAAUUUGCCGGCUUCUAACCGCAACAGUGCUGCGAUCGAUGCCAGGACCUCGGCCAUGGCAACACCAGGUCUUCCUCCGCCUCAGGAGGCAAGGGAGGGCGCAACGCAAGGAUCAUCAGGCUUGGCGUGGGUCGGCAACACCUCCAACGAUCAGACUGCCGCCAAACCUGCCACGUCCCAGACGCCUAUGGGUCAAUUCGUGCAGCCACCUCCUUCUGCCGGUUUGAGGUCCCCACGGUCUCAGGUACCAAACAGCGCCGUGCCUCAAAAGAACGCUCUUGCGGGCGUCGACAAGAGCGAACUACCCGUCUUGUCUCCCUACGGCCAUGGUGGGAACUGGGCGUCCAUGGUGAACACCCCAAUGACUGCAACCUUCACUUCUGGCAACAAUCAAGGUGGCACUCAAGCUGACAUGGUGGCAAACGCAACUGCCAUGAAACUGGCCGCUCUUUCCACGGUUAACAACCGCUUUGCUCUGGAUGAUGUUCGCAAAUACCGCCGCGCAAGGUCCAACGAUGCUAAGGGUUCUAACCAACCUCCCCUUUCUCCCGGCUUGCCGUCUGCUCAGGGUAUUAAUUUGCCCGGCACUAACGUGGUCAUGAUCAACGAACAUGGCCAAGUGCUCAAUCGUGACCAGAUCCUUGCUAUUCAAGCCCAGCAGAAUAUGGGACUUACUGGACAGAGAUCGCGCCCCAACUCUCCAGGCCUUGCUAUGCAGGCUGCCACGCUGAGUCCAGUCCCAGCUGCCUUUACAUCGCCUCAGCACAAUGGGUUUCUCAGUGCCUAUGAAGGGUCUCCGGGACUAAUGACGGGCGGAUUCCCUGCUGGUGUAUUGUCACCCUUGGGUGUCGGUCAUGAGGGCUACUUGUCUGAUCAUUCCGAUAUGGGGCGCGGACGAUCGCCUCGUGGAAGGAGGGGAAGCUCGAAGCCGCCUGAGGAUCCAACUGACCCCUCUCUUUUGCAAGACAUCCCAAGCUGGCUCCGAAGUCUGCGACUCCACAAGUACACGGAUAACCUGAAGGACAUGAAAUGGACGGAGCUUGUCGAACUCGACGAUAAAGCCCUGGAGCAACGCGGCGUCAACGCCCUUGGCGCUCGACGUAAGAUGCUCAAGGUUUUUGAGCAGGUCAAAGAAGCGAAGGCCGACGGAAAAUUGGCCUAA
Clonostachys byssicola is the source of this 1869-nucleotide messenger RNA. The record is from the annotation of a GenBank genome assembly. NCBI's taxonomy places the organism in Eukaryota, Fungi, Ascomycota, Sordariomycetes, Hypocreales, Bionectriaceae.